AGAAAGCUUCUAUAAAUGCUUCUAUUAAUAUAUGAUUUUAAGCAUGCAAAACCAGAAGGAGUUAAAGUUCCUCGUAAUUUUCGCUUGUUGGAAGAACUUGAAGAAGGACAAAAAGGAGUAGGCGAUGGUACGGUUAGCUGGGGCCUUGAAGAUGAUGAAGAUAUGACACUUACAAGGUGGACAGGCAUGAUUAUUGGGCCACCAAGGACAAAUUAUGAAAACAGAAUAUAUAGCCUGAAAGUAGAAUGUGGACCUAAAUACCCAGAAGCUCCUCCAUCAGUUAGAUUUGUAACCAAAAUUAAUAUGAAUGGAAUAAAUAAUUCCAGUGGAAUGGUGGAUGCACGGAGCAUACCAGUGUUAGCAAAAUGGCAAAAUUCGUAUAGCAUUAAAGUUGUACUUCAAGAGCUAAGACGUCUAAUGAUGUCCAAAGAAAAUAUGAAGCUUCCACAGCCACCAGAAGGACAAACAUAUAACAAUUAAUUUUAGUGGAUCUCAAACUUGUCUUAAAUCAGCAACCUUCUAUUCAUGUUAAUGUCUUGAUUAAAUAUCACAAUGCAGAAUACCCACACAUUAAGUAAAAAAAUUCCAGCUGGUAAACAUGACCUGGACAUUUGUAAGAAUAUAUUUAAUAUAUGUACACCCAUUAUGAUUUUAGGUAACAGGAGGAAAAAUGCAGCACAAUUUUUUUUCUCUUGUUAAGGCGCUGUCAUUUAAGCAUAAACCUGGAGUACUCAAAAUAGAAUUCAGGUUUACAAGAUGAAAGCGUGGCGAGAAGUGUCAGAUGGCUGUUUAAGCAUGUGUGUUUUUGAAAAGUAAAAGUCUCAAGAAGGAAAAACAAAUGGCAUGCUUUAUCCAUCUUGCUUAAUGAAAGAGCUUAGGUUGAAAUUGUCUAAAGUAGCAGGUACAAUGAAUAUUGUUACAAAUUGUGUUAAUUUUUGAAGCGGUGUGGGUGCUGACUACUAGUAGUAUCAAAAAUAUGUUCAGGAUUGUUUUGAUACCUGUAUUUAUAAUUAAAAAAAAAUGUCUUGGGCGAGGUCGAUGAAUUUCUGUUAAAAGCUGUUCCUGUGUGUUAUAUGUUAACAGACAUGGUAAAUAUUUGUUUACAGUCUUUGUUUGACAAACCAUGCAUUUAAGAGUAAGUGAAAUCAAUAAAAAGGAAAUAGGUGUAUGAAUAUGUGAUUUUGAGAUUAAAGAUUGUCUUAAAAUGUAAAUAAAAUGUGGAACAUGUCCUCAGAAA
Diceros bicornis minor is the source of this 1237-nucleotide messenger RNA. RefSeq names its product ubiquitin conjugating enzyme E2 V2 (gene UBE2V2). The record is from RefSeq and is a predicted model, not a curated record. Gene Ontology annotation, biological process: protein K63-linked ubiquitination; DNA damage tolerance. Bases 16 to 480 code for a protein of 154 amino acids. The transcript is spliced from 4 exons. Gene Ontology annotation, cellular component: nucleus. Lineage: Eukaryota; Metazoa; Chordata; Mammalia; Perissodactyla; Rhinocerotidae.